GGAAAUGCAGCCGCGCCGGAAGACGGAACUCCCAGCCGUCUCUGCGCUCCUAGUUGGCAAGAUGGUGUCUCGCAGGAAGAAACAGAAGGCAGGCGGCCACGAGGAGAGCAUACCAAGCCCACCGGGGUAUUCAGCUGUUCCAGUCAAGUUCUCAGAAAAGCAGCAGGCUCCUCAUUACCUCUACAUGAGACAGCACAGAGUUCGCCAAGGCACCCAGUCCACGUGGCCUCCCAGUCGGACCCUUUUUAUCCUCAAUGUGCCCCCAUACUGUACACAGGAGAGCUUGUCUCGAUGCCUGGCCUCCUGCGGCACCAUCAAGACAGUAGAGCUGCAGGAGAAGCCUGACCUUGCCGAGAGCCCCAAGGAGCCAAAGUCACUGUUUUUUCAUCCCAAGCCGGUGCCGGGCUUUCAGGUAGCUUAUGUGGUGUUCCAGAAGCCAAGUGGAGUGUCGGCUGCUUUGAACUUGAAGGGCCCAUUGCUGGUUUCUACAGAGAGCCACCUUGUGAAGAGCGGAAUUCACAAGUGGAUCAGUGACUAUGAAGAGUCUGUGCUGGACCCUGAGGCCCUGAGGAUGGAAGUAGACGCAUUCAUGGAGGCCUAUGACAAGAAGAUAGCUGAGGAGGAAACUAAGGCCAAGGAGGAGGAGGGAGUCCCUGAUGAGGAGGGCUGGGUGAAGGUCACCCGCCGGGGCCGCAGGCCUGUUCUCCCUCGGACGGAAGCGGCCAGCCUGCGCGUUCUCGAGAAGGAGAAACGGAAGCGUGCCCGCAAGGAGCUGCUCAACUUCUAUGCCUGGCAACACCGAGAGACCAAGAUGGAGCACUUGGCACAGUUGCGAAAGAAGUUUGAGGAGGACAAGCAGAGGAUUGAACUGAUGCGUGCCCAGCGUAAAUUCCGACCCUAUUGAGCUGUUCUGACAAGAAGUAGCUGUUUCCCACACAGGCUGGAAGAGCAGGGCAGGGCUGCCUUGUAGGAGGAUUUGGCCUUCACAGAGCUGCCUCUGCCCUCUCCUGCCUGUAAAGACAGUCCCAGGAAACCUGGCUGACCAUCUGACAAGCUUGCCCUCCACGAAGCCCUCCUGAUAACAGCCACUUGGAACGUAGUGAAGACAAGAGAUUUUAUUUCCACACAGCUGGUGGCAAGGACAGGCUCCAGAAGCCUCAGCCCCGAGGGUCAGCCCCAGCCCUGCUUCCUAACACCCAGUCCCCUUCUCACAGUUACAGGUGAGACCAGAAUCUUCUUUCCCUGCCCCUCGCUCUGCUGAAGGAGUCUCUGCUGCCUCUCCCAGUCCAGUGAGACUCACGCCCACCCCACCUAUUUUGUGGGAUGAGUGCUCAAGAUCCAGUGGAAGCUAGAAAGUGGGAACAAGACCCCAGACCAGCGCUACAGCCUGGAAGAGGUCGUCCUCGGUAGGUCCUGGAGGAAGGAGCUGAUGACUCCAGCCAGAAUCUGAGGCUUGUUCAUGUGGACAUAGUGAUUUCCUGGCACUUCCACAAACUGGAACCGCUGGAGGAAGGGGGUGGCUGGUGAGAUGCCACCCACUCAGGAGACACCCGUGGCCAACUGCCUCCAAGUGGGUCAGAGGCAACCUCUGACCGGCCCUUGUCUGUUCACAGUAGCUUCUAGGAGGUACACCUCAGAAUUAAGCCCGGCUGGGAGUUAGGGGAAGAUAAUAAAAUUCUGCCAACAAA
Messenger RNA from Mastomys coucha (southern multimammate mouse), 1688 nucleotides. It is a transcript of the gene Rrp7a, whose product is annotated as ribosomal RNA processing 7 homolog A. The coding region runs from base 5 to 904 and encodes 299 amino acids. NCBI's taxonomy places the organism in Eukaryota, Metazoa, Chordata, Mammalia, Rodentia, Muridae. The transcript is spliced from 7 exons. Gene Ontology annotation, molecular function: nucleic acid binding. The record is from RefSeq and is a predicted model, not a curated record. Gene Ontology annotation, cellular component: CURI complex; UTP-C complex. Gene Ontology annotation, biological process: rRNA processing; ribosomal small subunit assembly.